AACAAUCACUUGACUUGUCAUCAGGCGACUUGUCAAAAUUGUCUAUGUUUUUGCUGAUAAGUUUAUUGUGAAGACAAUUACAAUUUUCUAAAAUGUUUUAACAAUAUAAUAUCUCGUUUAAAAUGAUAAUUAACGAUCUGACUUGAAGACUGUGUUCGCGAAGUUGUAUUUCAUUGUACUGCAAACAAAUUUAGAGGCUAUUAUAAUGGAGCGACCCGUAAACUAUAGUGAUUUGAGCCGGAGAGCCGGAGAAAUUUUUCGGCGCUUAAAUAGACUCACAGAUGGUCCAUUGACUCGGAAAAAGCUAGUUAUAUUAGUUCUUGUUUUAGUGUUUUUAGUUUUGUACCUUGGACCGACAAUAUUGAACUCUUUAUUUAGCGGCGAAGGCUCCUUAGCGAGCAGCCAGUCUGUAUGUCAUCGAAACUUUAUAAAUCCCUUUCAAGAUGCCUUAAACGAAUAUGACGCUUAUUUAAGACUAGAAUCGGCAGCUACUCUAUCGUCUCUUAGCCACAACUAUGUGCCUUAUGUUGGGAAUGGACUUAUAGGUAUGGCAUUGGAGCAUGAUUCAUAUUUAAACAUAAAACAUGGACGUACUUUAUCUCUACCGGUAUACUAUCAUCCUCUAUAUAUUAUCGAUGAUUACGAUAUGAAAGAAUCAACAUUGGUUGAUUAUAAAAAAGGCAUUGUGCACAGAUUUCAGUGCAGUAAUUCAGGUAUAAAGGUUUCCUAUCAAUACUAUGCACAUAGGACAAUACCAUCUCUGUUUGUCCAAGAGAUAUUAAUUAGCAACCCAUUGAAUGUUGCUAAAACACUGCACAUGACAGUACCAAGGUUAUCUGAUUGGCCUACUUCUGUGAAACAAACUAUAAAAUUACACCAGGGAGUUGACAGCAAAGAAUAUGAAGUAGUUACUGGAAUGAUCUCUCUACCUGACAGUGACAAUGUUAUGGCAGUAUCUGUAGUGUGUAGGAAACUUAGUAAUAAGGUGCAAGUUGAGGCCAGGGAUGGUCUAGAUAUAAUGAUAUUAACAACAGUACAGUACAGUCGACCAAUCAAAAAAGCAGACUAUGCAAAGCAAAAAGAUUUGGUUGAAAAAAAGGCUAUUGCAGAAAUGGAGAAAGUUAUUGCUCUCACGAAUGAUCAUGCAGCUGUUCGCGCAUUAAGAGAUAACCACGCUAGAGUCUGGCAAGGCCUGUGGGACACAGGGUUUUAUAUAUCAGAUUCUAAAGCUGAGGGUGUGAUAAAUGGCGAUAGAAUAAAUGCAACCAUAUACGCGAUUAUGUCGCAAGUACAAAGUUACGAACACGAAUCACACAUAAAACCUGCAACGAAAUCAGAAAUACUCCGCACCCUUACAUAUUCAGAAGGCUGCUACGGAGGCUAUUCGACAUUAGACGCAUUCAAUUUGUGGAAACCGUUGAAUUCUUUACAGAAUUUGAACAAUGUGGCUAGUAUUUGGAUGUUGACGUUGGAGAAACAGGGUUGUCACAACCUGCUCAGAGCAGGAGCUAGUGGCGUGAACCAAGCGAUGAUUCUUAGCUUCGGAAGUUUACGAUUCAGUAACCAACACCUCGAGUACAACAUUCAUCCAUCAAAACUACAUAGAGACUUUCUAUUUAGACGUGUUAACUAUGGAAACCUGACGCACGUGAACAUAAGUGUUAUUUUGCAAGAAGAUAACAAAGCCGCCAUUUUCGUAGCAUUGGAUCGUUCAGAUAAAACUUAUUACGCAUGUGACGCGGGUUGUUUAGACUCUGCCGUUCAACUCGGACCUUAUAGAAAAUACUUUCCAGUGAAACUGACAGAACCGUUGACAUCUAUUCUGUAUAUCACAGCAGAUAAACAGCAUAUGGAGGAUCUAAAACACGCGAUACAUGUACAUGAGGUGGUUGAAGCUCCGCCUCAUGAAUCCCAUGUCAUAGCACUACAUAAGCAUGGCCACAGCUUAGGAGGACUAAACCCACUGUUCUGGGUGUCAAUAAUACUCCUUAUAGUGAUGUUCCAUUUAUUCCUUUGCAGGAUAAUCAUGAACGAAUUCUGCGAUAGCAGUACAAAUGUUAGCUAUAAGAGGCUAUAUAAUAAAGCAUGAACAUUGUGUUGUAAUGGACUGAAUUUCUGGGUGUAUUUAUGUCAGAUAGUUUUCUAAUAUGAGCAUUCCUCAUUUAUUAUUUAUAAAUUUAUAUUAGCAAGUCAUUGAAAUGUGGAACCCUAUUUUUGAUAUAAAAACACCCCAUGUAUUUACUUCAGUAUUUUAUGUUAUGUCAUAUGUACUGUUUAUUGAUGUAUAUUUUUAUCAAUCUUGUGUGAUUUGCACAUGCUAAUUUCUAUAUGGUGAAUAUAGAUAAUAUUUAUUAAUUGGAUUGUUAUAAUUUUAAUUAAAAUAAAUUUGUGUUUGUGAUCAGACAGCACACAUGAAGGAAAUAAAUAGAGUAAGAAACAUUAUUCACUUAUCAUCACAAAAUAAAUUAUUUAUUCCUUAAAAUACAUAUUAAAUAAGCUGAGGUGGAAGCGGCAUACACGUAAAAACACAUUCUGUUUGAAGUCAGCUAAUUAGCUUGGUUUCGUUUAGUCAGUCACCUUGCUAACUCUUUUCGGCUAAUGGUUUAAAUGUAUGUAUAUUCUUUGUCGAACGCGGAACGCCUUUAUCUGCUAUCUAGUACGCAUCCGCUACUACGUCAGUUUAUAUAUGUAUUCUAAGAUUUAUUCAUGAUAAUUAACCAUUUUUGUUUUAAUUUAUAUUGCGAUUUUAAAGUACCUACAUCAAAAUGUGAUUUAGAAAAUGCGAGCUUCAUAUAUGUAUAUUAAAAUAUAACGAAAGCUUUCUGAAGAAUGAGCAACUCCGCUGCCAAAUAUAUGCAGGAGUCAAUGUUAUGAAUGUAUCGCAAAAAAUCUGCUUUUAUCAAGGAAAUGUAUUCACAAACUUGAUAUGCUUGUGACAAAUGGAUGUUUAUAAAUACAUAUUAUAUAUCUUAACUUUUGUCACUCAGAAGCAUCUUCAUAGUUUGUGUUCAAUGAAAAACCAAUGAAAAAUCUCUAUUAUUCUCUUAUAUUAUGGAAAAUCUCCCCUCCCCCUUACAAAGUCAUAGAAACUGACCCGUAACGCUGAUAUUUGACUGUAAGAAAUAACAAGCCAAAUAGAUGGGUAAAUUAAUGAAUAAUAAUGUAAUCGCAAUUCCAAAAUGUAAAUAUCGACAUAACAAUUCAAGAUUUAACAAUAUAAAUUAGGAAUAGAUACUUAAUGUUGUAUAUAUAACAAGUACACAAAUAUUUAUAUAAUAAUAUUGUUAUUAAAAAUGUAAUUUUUUAAUAAAAAAUUGAAUGUU
Colias croceus (clouded yellow) is the source of this 3323-nucleotide messenger RNA. RefSeq lists its product as uncharacterized. The record is from RefSeq and is a predicted model, not a curated record. NCBI's taxonomy places the organism in Eukaryota, Metazoa, Arthropoda, Insecta, Lepidoptera, Pieridae. The coding region runs from base 206 to 2089 and encodes 627 amino acids. The transcript has a single exon.